AUGUGCUCCAAAUUUAUGAAACUGUCUCUACCACUUACAGUAAUCCUCCCCGGAUGUUUUACAUUUUUUAUGAUCCCAGCUGUUGGACACUGUACACAAUUGACGGCUCCAUAUCCGAUGGGAGCCGUAAUGUUCACUUUGGAUCUGAAAGUUGUUCUGGCCCUUCGAAAUCCCUCCUUAAUUGGUUAUAUCCUCUCAAUUCGCCCAAUUUUCAUUGACACAGCUACCGUAUUCGAACCAUGGGCAUUCUAUUACACUCAUCCAAUGUUCAAAAGAUACAAACGAAAAACUACAGUAUCCAGCUCCCCAAUUGCUAUGGUUGUGUCCUCUUCUGGACAUAGUCGAUGA
This is a messenger RNA of Caenorhabditis briggsae, 348 nucleotides long. The record is from RefSeq and is a predicted model, not a curated record. The transcript has 2 exons. Lineage: Eukaryota; Metazoa; Nematoda; Chromadorea; Rhabditida; Rhabditidae. Bases 1 to 348 code for a protein of 115 amino acids.